AGCAGCGCUUGCCAUUCGCAGCACACUGCAUUCAGUUAUUUCGGUGAGCCCUGCAGUUGGGGUAGCAAACUGGCUAUCCUAUCUUCAAAUCUGUAAAUACAAGCUAUCCUAGCUAGCAGAGCCUCUAGCCACUAAGCAGGUGCUAGCUAGCGUAGCCAACCGCCUCUGUUAAAAUGGCCACUAUGGAGAAACUGAUGAAGGCCUUUGAGUCACUCAAGUCAUUCCAACAGCAACAGGGACCGCUCUCGGCUGAGGACCUUGUUCAGAAACAGAAGAAAGACCUGGCCACGACCAAAAAGGACCGCGUGACCCAUUGUCUGACGAUAUGCGAAAACAUCGUGGCUCAGUCGCUGAGGACUUCCCCGGAGUUCCAGAAACUUCUGGGCAUCGCCAUGGAGAUGUUCCUGCUGUGCAGCGACGACAAAGAGUCUGACGUCAGGAUGGUGGCGGACGAAUGCCUCAACAAAAUAAUCAAAGCAUUAAUGGAUUCAAACCUGCCUCGACUUCAGCUUGAGUUAUACAAAGAGAUUAAAAAGAACGGUGCGUCGCGUAGCCUCCGUGCCGCGCUGUGGAGGUUCGCAGAGCUCGCUCACCUCAUACGACCACAGAAAUGCAGGCCGUACCUGGUGAACCUGCUGCCGUGUUUGACGCGGAUAACCAAAAGGCAAGAGGAGACGGUACAGGAGACGCUGUCCUCCGCCAUCCCCAAGGUCAUGGCCUCUCUCGGACACUUUGCCAAUGACAGCGAGAUUAAGGUGCUUUUAAAAGCCUUUGUGGCGAACCUGAAGUCCAGCUCUCCGACGAUUCGCCGGACGGCCGCCAGCUCAGCGGUCAGCGUGUGUCAGCACUCACGGAGGACACACUACUUCUACACCUGGCUGCUUAAUGUGCUGCUAGGGUUAGUGGUUCCUGUGGACGAGGAGCACUCCAGUCAUCUGAUUCUGGGCGUGUUACUGACCCUGCGUUAUCUCAUGCCCCUGCUCCAGCAGCAGGCUCCCAACACCAGCCUGAAGGGCAGUUUCGGAGUCAUGCGUAAAGAGGCAGACAUUUCCCCGUCACCGGAGCAGCUAGUCCAGGUGUAUGAGCUGACCCUUCACUACACUCAGCACCGUGACCAUAACGUGGUGACGGCGUCCCUGGAGCUCCUGCAGCAGAUGUUUCGCACCCCUCCCCCCGAACUCUUGCACGUGCUCAUCACCCCUGGCAGCAUCACGCGCGCCAGCGUCUUCAGGGAGGAGCUGGAGAGCCGCGCCCGCAGCGGCAGCAUCCUGGAGCUCAUUGCUGGUGGAGGUUCAUCAUGCAGUCCGCUCCUUCUCAGGAAGCAGAAAGGUAAAAUGUUGUCAGGGGAAGAGGAGGGUCUGGAGGAUGAUCCAGAAAGGGCAGAGGUCACGACUGGAUCUUUCACCGCUUCGGUGGGCGGGGACAGUUCUAGUGACGCCCCCUCGUCCUCGGGCGUGUCGUCUCUCGGCCCGGCCGACAUCAUCACCGAGCAGCCGCGCUCCUCCCAGCGCGCUCUGCAGCCGGGCGACUCGGUGGACCUCAGCGCCUCGUCGGAGCAAGGCGGCGGCCCCGAGACGCCCGACGACGAGGACGAGGAGAUGCUGAGCCGCAGCUCGAGCGGAGGCGGCGGGGGCGGGCUCGUCACCACGGCGACCGAUCCGGCCUCCGACGGCGGCGGCGGCGGCCAGGCGCUGCAGGAGCCCGUGUCCUCGGGGGCCGUCUCGUCGUCGUCGCCGCCCAGCGACAGUUCCCAGACGACCACGGAGGGGCCGGACUCCGCCGUGACGCCGUCGGACUGCGCGGAGCUCGUACUGGAUGGCAGUGAGAGUCAGUACUCAGGGAUGCAGAUUGGCACGCUGCAAGAUGAGGAAGAGGAGGGUGCCGCUCCGGCCCUGGACGAACCCCUGGAGCCCUUUCCCCAGUCUGCGCUAGUGCUGCGUAAACCCCAUCUGCUGGAGGGCAAAGGUCACCACAGACAGGCGUCAGACAGCAGCGUGGACAGAUUCGUACCAAAGGAGGAAGUGCUGGAACCCCCUGACCUUGACAACAAGCCGUCGAGGAUUAAAGGAGAGAUCGGCCACUACACCGACCCUAACGAGGAGCCGCUGGUGCACUGCGUCCGACUGCUGGCCGCCUCCUUCCUGCUCACCGGACACAGAAACGGGCUGGUUCCCGAUAAGGAGGUGCGUGUGAGCGUGAAGGCCUUGGCCGUGAGUUGUGUCGGGGUGGCCGCGGCGCUCCACCCCGAAGCCUUCUUUAACAAACUCUACCUGGAGCCUCUGGAAGGCCAGCAACCAGACGAGACGCAGUACAUAACGGACAUGCUGAAGUACAUAGAACACGGGGACCCCCAGGUGCGGGGGGCCACGGCCAUUCUGUGUGGGGCCCUGAUUCAGGCCGUCCUGCUCAAAACACGCUUCAGUCAGGAGCCCUGGUUCACCAGUGUCCACAGCUCCACGGGUAACUCGGUGUCUUUAGUGGACUUUGUGCCUUUGCUGCAGAGGAGUCUAAAGGAUGAGUCGUCUGUUGCGUGUAAGAUGGGAUGUUCUGCAGUGAGGCACUGCAUCAUGGCCCUGUGCAGCAGUAGUCAUAGCGAACUGGGUCUACAGCUCAUCAUUGACCUCCUGAGCCUCAGAGAUUGCUCCUAUUGGCUGGUCCGAACGGAGCUCCUGGAGAGCCUGGCCGAGAUGGACUUCCGGUUAGUGAGUUUCUUGGAGAGGAAGACAGAGACGUUACACAGAGGAGAGCAUCAUUACACUGGGAUGUUGAGGUUACAGGACAGGGUGUUGAAUGAUGUGGUGCUGUACCUGUUGGGAGACGAUGACCCACGAGUCAGACACGUGGCAGCUUCAACCGUCAGCCGACUGGUGCCCAGGCUGUUUUAUGACUGUGACCAGGGCCAGGCAGAUCCUGUGGUGGCCAUUGCCAGAGACCAGAGCAGCGUUUACCUGCAGCUGCUCAUGCACGAGACCCAGCCUCCAUCUCAGUUCACCGUCAGCACCAUCACACGGACCUACCGAGGCUAUAACCUGUCUCAGGGCGUGGCCGACGUUACCAUGGAGAAUAAUCUGUCCCGUGUCAUAACCGCCGUGUCUCACGCCCUCACCACCUCUACCUCCAGAGCUGUGAUUUUUGGUUGCUGUGAAGCCCUGAGCCUGCUCUCCUCUGCUUUCCCUGUGUGCACGUGGAGCACAGGCUGGCACUGCGGCUACGUCAGCUCCUCCGCCAGCUCCGGUGAAGAAGCCAGGAGGUGUCUGACCGUCGGCAUGGCGAACAUGGUUCUCUCCCUGCUCUCAUCCGCUUGGUUCCCCCUGGAUCUGUCCGCGCAUCAGGACGCUCUGCUGCUGGCCGGGAACCUGCUCGCAGCUGCAGCCCCCAAGUGCAUGAAGAGCCCCUGGACGGGAGAGGAGGAGUCUAACACUAACCCCACCAAACAGGAAGAGGCGUGGCCUGCCCUUAGCGACCGUUCUCUGGUCGCUAUGGUGGAGCAGUUGUUCUCACACCUGUUGAAGAUCCUGAACAUUUGCGCCCACGUGCUUGAUGACACACCCCCCGGCCCUGCUGUCAAGGCGUCCCUCCCCUCGCUGGCCAACACCCCGUCCCUCAGCCCCAUUCGACGGAAAGGCCGAGAGAAGGAGACGUCCGAACCCAGCAACACCCCAAUGAGCCCAAAGAAGGGAGGAGAGCCCAACACAGGUCGCAGGUCAGCAGAUAGCACAACAACAGCCCCUGUGAAUAAGUCCAUCACGCUGGGUAGUUUCUAUCACCUCCCCCCUUACCUGAAGCUUUACGACGUCCUCAAAGCCACUCACGCCAACUAUAAGGUGACGCUGGAUCUUCACAACACCAAUGAGAAGUUUGGAAGUUUUCUGCGUUCCACCCUGGACGUACUGUCUCAGCUGCUGGAGCUGGCCACGCUCCACGACAUCGGAAAAUGUGUAGAGGAGAUCUUGGGGUAUCUGAAGUCCUGUUUCUCAAGGGAGCCCACGUUAGCCACCGUGUGUGUGCAGCAGCUACUGAAAACGUUGUUUGGGACGAACCUGGCGUCUCAAUACGAAGGCAGCUCGUCGAACCCCUGCCGCGCCCAGGGGAAAGCCCUGCGGCUGGGAUCCUCCAGCCUGCGCCCCGGCCUGUACCACUACUGCUUCAUGGCGCCGUACACGCACUUCACCCAGGCUCUCGCCGACGCCAGCCUGAGGAACAUGGUCCAGGCCGAGCAGGAGCAGGACGCGUCCGGGUGGUUUGACGUGAUGCAGAAAGUGUCCAAUCAGCUGAGGUCCAGCAUCACCAACGUCACCCGCCACAGAGGGGACAAGAAUGCCAUUCAUAACCACAUCCGCCUGUUUGAGCCUCUGGUGAUAAAAGCGUUGAAACAGUACACCACCAGUACCUCCGUCACCCUGCAGAGACAGGUCCUGGACCUUCUCGCUCAGCUGGUGCAGCUCCGCGUCAACUACUGCCUCCUCGAUUCUGAUCAGGUGUUCAUAGGCUUUGUGCUGAAACAGUUUGAGUACAUUGAAGUGGGUCAGUUCAGAGAUUCGGAGGUGAUCGUUCCCAACAUUUUCUUCUUCCUGGUGUUGCUGUCGUACGAGCGGUACCACUCCAAACAGAUCAUCAGCAUUCCCAAGAUCAUUCAGCUCUGUGACGGGAUCAUGGCCAGCGGCAGGAAGGCCGUCACCCAUGCGAUCCCUGCCCUCCAGCCCAUAGUUCAUGACCUGUUUGUGCUGCGUGGCUCGAAUAAAGCAGACGCAGGCAAAGAGCUGGAGACUCAGAAAGAAGUGGUGGUGUCCAUGCUGCUGCGCCUUAUACAGCACCACCAGGUGUUGGAGAUGUUUAUCCUGGUUCUACAGCAGUGCCAUAAGGAGAAUGAGGAUAAGUGGAAGAGACUGUCUCGGCAGAUUGCUGACAUCAUACUGCCCAUGAUCGGCAAACAGCAGAUGCACCUGGACUCCCACGAGGCACUGGGCGUGUUGAACACGCUCUUCGAGACUGUGGCGCCCUCUUCCCUCCGUCCCGUGGACAUGCUGCUGAAAAGCAUGUUCGUCACUCCUUCCACCAUGGCGUCGGUGGGCACGGUGCAGCUGUGGGUUUCGGGGAUUCUGGCCAUCCUGCGCGUGCUCAUCUCUCAGUCCACCGAGGACAUCAUCCUGUCCCGCGUCCAGGAGCUCUCUCUCUCCCCCUACCUCCUCUCCUGUCCCACCAUCCGCCGUCUCCACGACGACCCCGCCUCGCCCACCGCCCCGCCGCCUCCCGCCCUCGCCGAGGAGACCAACGGAGAGCCCCAGCGUUUCCCACCAGAAGAGACGUUCGCCAGGUUCUUGCUACAGUUGGUGGGGGUGCUGUUGGAUGAUAUCUCCAGUAAACAGGUGAAGGUGGAUAUGAGUGAACAGCAGCACACCUUCUACUGUCAGCAACUGGGCACCCUGCUCAUGUGUCUCAUCCACAUCUUUAAAUCAGGCAUGUUCCGCCGCAUCACGGCCGCCGCCACCAAGCUGCUGAAGGCGGAGGGGGCGGAGGGGGGCAGCUUCUACACCCUGGAGGGUCUGAACAGCCUCGUCCUCCACCUCAUCACCACCCACCCCUCCCUCGUCCUCCUCUGGUGCCAGGUCUUGCUCAUCAUCAACUACACCAAUUACUCCUGGUGGUCCGAGGUGCACCAGACGCCCAAGGGGCACAGUCUGUCCAGCACGAAGCUGUUAAGUCCCCACGCGUCUGGGGAGGGGGAGGAGGACCGGCCGGAGGGCAAGCUGGCCAUGUGUAACAGAGAGAUCGUUCGCAGAGGGGCACUCAUCCUCUUCUGUGACUACGUGUGUCAGAACCUGCACGACUCUGAGCAUCUGACCUGGCUGACGGUGAACCACGUUCGAGAUCUGAUCUCUCUUUCCCAUGAGCCUCCAGUGCAGGAUUUCAUCAGCGCCGUCCACAGAAACUCUGCCGCCAGUGGCCUCUUCAUACAAGCCAUACAGUCCCGCUGCGACAACCUGUCUACUCCGUUGAUGUUGAAGAAGACUCUGCAGUGUUUGGAGGGGAUCCAUUUGAGUCAGUCUGGAGCUCUGUUGAUGCUGUAUGUGGAUAAGCUGCUGAACACGCCCUUCCGCGUGCUGGCCCGCAUGGUCGACACGCUGGCCUGCAGACGCGUGGAGAUGCUGCUGGCAGAAACCCUACAGAAUAGCAUAGCUCAGCUGCCUCUGGAGGAGUUGGACAGGAUACAGGAAUACCUCCAGUCCAGCGGCCUGGCCCAGAGGCACCAGAGGUUCUACUCCCUGCUGGACAGGUUUAGAACCACCGUUGCCGAGGAAACCAACAGCCCCUCUCCUCCGAUCACAUCCCACCCCCUGGACGGGGACCCGCCCCCUCCCCCUGAGAAUGUAGUAGCCAAUAAGGAGUGGUACGUGGCUCUGGUUCAGUCCCAGUGUUGUUUGAAAGGUGAAGGUUCUCUAUAUGAGACAACAGACUUGCUGACCAAACUGCCCCAAUCUGACCUCAACAACAUCAUGUCCUGCAAGGAUUUUAAUCUGUGUCUUCUGGCGCCGUGUCUGAGUGUCGGGGUCCAGCGGCUGGCUCGGGACCAGGGGCGUGUUCUGUUUGAGACAGCUCUCCAGGUUACCUUCGACCGCCUGAACGCGGUCAUCCAGCUACUGCCCGGCCCCCACCGCCCCUUCCUGCCCCCCAGCCAAACCGAAAACGACCCCUCCUCCACCCCCUACUGGGACAGGCUCAACCACGUAUACGGUGAAGCUGGGUUCUAUCAGACUGUUCUAAGUCUGUGCGGAGCGCUGAGUCAGUAUUUGCUCUGCGUUCCUAAGCUUCCCUCCAGCCUCCACAUCCCCACAGAGAGAGAGACCUCCGUCAUCUCCUUCACCACGCUCGCCAUAGAGGUGGUAGUGUGGCGUGUGUUGCAGGAUCAGGUGCCGUUGAGUGUGGACAUGCAGAUGUGCGUGUCCUGUCUGUGUUUGGCCUUGCAGCAGCCGUCUGUCUGGAACCUUCUGGCCUCUAAGCAACACCUUAGCUACGCCUGCUCCAUCAUACACUGCCUCCAACUCCUCAUCCACGCAGUGGCAGUAGGUCCUGGUGAGCAGCUUCUGGUGCCGGAGAGGAAAAGAUCAGGCAGAGACUCAGAGGAGGACCAGGUGGACUCUACCAAAGCCAAUGCCUGUGAGUGGCGGUGUUGUGAGAUCAUGGCUGAGCUGGUGGAAGGGCUACAGACUGUCCUGGCGAUUGGUCACCCUGCUAACCGCCAUUUCCCAGCAUUCCUCACUCCCACCCUACGCAACGUCAUCAUCAGUCUGGCCAGACUGCCCCUGGUCAACAGCUACACCCGGAUCCCUCCGCUGGUCUGGAAGCUGGGCUGGUCCCCCAGAUCUGGAGGGGAGUUUGGUACUGCACUACCAGAGAUUCCUGUAGAGUUCCUCCAAGAGAAGGAUGUCUUCAGAGAGUUCCUGUACCGCAUUAACACACUGGGCUGGAGCAGCCGGACCCAGUUUGAAGAGACUUGGGCAACUCUUUUAGGGGUGCUGGUCACCCAGCCAAUCACCAUGGACCAGGAAGAAGAGAGUCAACAGGAGGAUCUGGAGAGGACUCAGAUUAACGUGUUAGCGGUACAGGCUAUCACCUCUCUGGUGCUAAGCGCUAUGACUCUCCCUGUAGCAGGAAACCCAGCAGUCAGCUGCCCUGAGCAGCAACCACGCAACAAAAGCCUCAAAGCACUGGACACCAGGUUUGGGCGUAAACUGUCCGUGAUCAGAGGAACCGUAGAGAGAGAGAUUCAGGCCAUGGUGUCUAAGAGAGACAACAUUCCCACACACUUUCCUUACCAAGCCUGGGACCCUGUACCAUCACUGUCUUCCUCUAACACAGGCACCCUGAUCAGCCAUGAGAAGCUCCUGCUUCAGAUUAACACUGAGAGAGAGAUGGGAAACAUGGACUACAAACUGGGCCAGGUGUCCAUUCACUCAGUGUGGUUGGGGAAUAACAUCACUCCUCUGAGAGAGGAAGAGUGGGGUGAGGAUGAGGAGGAUGAGACAGACACUCCAGCUCCAGUAUCCCCUCCCACUUCGCCCAUUAACACCAGGAAGCACCGUGCAGGGGUGGACAUCCACUCCUGCUCCCAGUUCCUGCUGGAGCUCUACAGCCAGUGGAUCCUGCCGGGAAGCCCCAGCAGCCGGAAAACUCCCGUGGUCCUCAUCAGCGAGGUGGUGCGCUCGCUGUUGGCGGUGUCGGACCUGUUCACGGAGAGGAACCAGUUUGAUAUGAUGUUUUCCACGCUGAUGGAGCUGCAGAAGGUUCACCCUCAGGAGGACGAGAUUCUGAACCAGUACCUGGUGCCUGCCAUCUGCAAGGCUGCCGCUGUGCUGGGCAUGGACAAGGCCAUUGCAGAGCCUGUGUGUCGCCUGUUGGAGACCACGUUACGGAGCACACACCUGCCCAGCCGUAUAGGAGCUCUGCAUGGUGUCCUGUAUGUACUGGAAUGUGACUUACUGGACGACACAGCCAGACAACUCAUCCCAAUAGUCAGUGAAUACUUACUGUCCAACCUGCGAGCCAUCGCACAUUGUGUGAACCUCCAUAACCAGCAGCAUGUGUUGGUGAUGUGUGCUGUGGCCUUCUACAUGAUGGAGAACUACCCUCUGGAUGUCGGCUCAGAGUUUAACGCUGGGAUCAUCCAGUUAUGUGGGGUGAUGUUGUCGGCUAGCGAGGAGUCCACUCCCUCCGUUGUCUACCACUGCGUGCUGCGGGGUCAGGAGCGUCUCCUGCUCUCGGAGCAGCUGUCUCGGGUGGACAGCGAGGCCCUGGUCAAACUCAGCGUGGAGAGGGUCAACAUGCCCAGUCCACACCGCGCCAUGGCCGCCCUGGGCCUAAUGCUCACCUGCAUGUACACAGGUAAAGAGAAAGGAAGUCCCGGACGGACGGCCGAUGCCGACCCCUCCGCCCCAGACAGCGAAUCGGUCAUCGUUGCCAUGGAGCGCGUGUCCGUUCUCUUUGAUAGGAUCCGGAAAGGUUUUCCGAGCGAGGCGCGGGUGGUGGCCCGUAUCCUUCCCCAGUUCCUCGACGACUUUUUCCCGCCGCAAGACGUCAUGAACAAAGUCAUAGGAGAGUUCCUGUCCAAUCAGCAGCCGUACCCACAAUUCAUGGCCACGGUGGUCUACAAAGUCUUUCAGACGCUCCAUGCCACCGGUCAGUCGUCUAUGGUGCGAGAUUGGGUCUUGCUGUCGCUGUCCAACUUCACCCAGAGGACCCCCGUAGCCAUGGCGAUGUGGAGCCUGGCCUGCUUCUUCGUCAGCGCCUCCACCAGCCAGUGGAUUUCAGCACUCCUGCCUCACGUGAUCAGCCGCAUGGGUAAGUCAGACACGGUGGACGUUAGCCUGUUCUGUUUGGUUGCCAUGGAUUUCUACCGGCACCAGAUCGACGAGGAGCUGGACCGAAGAGCCUUCCAGUCUGUCUUUGAGAUGGUGGCUUCACCCGGAAGCCCUUACCACAGGCUGCUGUGCUGCCUACAGAGCAUCCACCAGGACACGUCGCUAUGACGACUGUCAGAAGAACACCGAAACACGUCACCACGUCAACAGACCACGACACACCACAUCCUGUUGCCACGAGACCGACAACGAAACACCAGGACCCGUUGCUACGAGACAGACCAUGACAUAAGACCACCCGUUGCCACGAGACAGACCAUGAUACACCAGGACCUGUUGCUAUGAGACAGACCGCCGUACAGCAAGACACAUCGGUCUGAAAGACCACAGCGUUCCAAAAUAUCACCACGAAACAGCCCUGGCAUGUUGCCAUGAGAUAAACAGCUGUAACCUCUCAAUAAGACUACCCAUCUUUUACCCCAGCUUAGUAUGAGGAGACAGGCCAUAAUACACCGUGAUAUGGUGUUGUCAUCAGAUGACUGAUAAAUCCCCACUCUUAAACAGACCGCAGUUCACCACGUCACAUCACUAUGUAACGGAUCAUGAUGUGCCGAGAUACGAUGGCACGUCACGAUCUUUUUUAUCAGACAGACCCAGUAAACCACGCUCCACAGGGCACGUAGGAACCGGGAAAACGGCAAGAAUCUUGAUUGGCCCUCUAGAGAACUUUCCAGAUCGACCUGGGCCUUCUUAGAAACCCAUCUCCAGACCGCUAGAAGCUAUUACCACUGGAAAUACUACUACAACUCCAUCCUCUUUGGGGUUGCCAAGGAAACAUUGCAUGAGAUGAAUCCUUGCUCUUCAAUGCCCUGCUCUUCAUGGCUUCUGUAGCCUUCCAGGACUCGGUAAGAAUGGCGAUACACUCCAAGAUGUUUGCGUCUGCACAGCUCAUCAGGUUGCUAGGAGACAGCUGUCGUAGAACGGAGCGCGUCACCAUGGAAACGCGAAAGAGCAUACAGACACACAGGCAAACAGAGGAUUCCCCAGAUGGUUUUCACCAAGCAAAUUCCAGAUUUCAUCAGAGACAGGGAAGCAGGAACGACGGGAAUGAGGCUCCACCCGUGCGCUGACCUCUGUUUUCAAAAGCAGGUCAAGGAUCAGUUUUCUCAGAAUCAUUCUCAGUCUGAAACAGGAUAUCAGGGCUAUCAAGACUGACUCCACAUCAGUAAACGGCUGGACAGGACAAAAUCUACUCCAUUUCAGUUCUUUCAAAACAGAACAGAACGACUGAUGUUGAUACACACACACA
Molecule: messenger RNA, 10665 nt
Organism: Chanos chanos (milkfish)
Lineage: Eukaryota; Metazoa; Chordata; Actinopteri; Gonorynchiformes; Chanidae
Gene: htt
Product: huntingtin
Exons: 67
Coding region: 174-9524 (3116 amino acids)
Cellular component (GO): cytoplasm; nucleus
Source: RefSeq, a predicted model, not a curated record